This is a messenger RNA of Xyrichtys novacula (pearly razorfish), 9711 nucleotides long. Lineage: Eukaryota; Metazoa; Chordata; Actinopteri; Labriformes; Labridae. The record is from the annotation of a GenBank genome assembly.
UUCUUCGUCUUUGUUCCACUGUCAGGUAAACGGUCCAGCCGACCUGGAGGACCUGAGCUGUGUUUUUAACGGGCGGACGGUAUCGAACCCGGUACCUGCGAGUCAGAUACCCCUGACUUUAGUAUCUAGGUAUUAAAAAUAGUCCAUAUGUUGUGUCUGAAACACAAAAACUGAAAGUGAGAGAAGUUUGUGAGUCCGUCGGCUUUACGAUGCUAACAAAGAGAGCUAGCUUAGCUUAGACUCUCCGGCUAACGUCAGAACAGGUGAGUGUUUAUUCUCUGUGAUCAGAUUAACUUCACCUAAAAGUUACUCUGUUGUACAGGUCAGGCAAGAAGGAUUAACCAUCUAACUAUCUUAGUUCACUGUGACAAUGUAAAGAAAGCGAAGUUAACGUGUGCAGUUAGCUCAGAUAAACACAGGAUAGCUAAGACCUGCAGGUGGGCUCAGGUGAGUUUUUACAGGUCAGACGGGUACAGGAAAGUCAUAAAUAUUAUCUAUCAAAGGUGUUCAGGUCUGCGAGGGAUUCAACAACUCAUUAUUUUACACCCAGAACAGAUCAAAGGUCUCUAAUUUCAGAUUAUUAAAGUCAAAACUGUUGAAAGACCACAGCUCAAAUGUUUUAAAAAGCUCAAUCUGACCUUUUGAACCUGUAAGUACCUCCAGGUUCAUGUUUCCCAUCAUGUGUCCUCAGCUCUUCUUUCACCAAAACCCUCUGUAAACCGAAGUGAACCCAGAAGACCAGAUUCUGGAGUCUCAAAGUCUAAUGUUGUCCCAUUCUUGCCUGAAAAAGGAUUUUUAGCUGCUGAACAAUUCAGGGUUCUUUUGUCCUAUUUUUGGUGUCAUGAUUGUCUAAAUGUUUUCAAUGGGGGAAAAGUCAGGAGUGCAGACAGGCCAGUUUAGCAGCAGGACUCUUGCAGUGACCGAGACAUGCUGUUGUAAUAGGAGAUGUUGUUUCAGUUUGUGGUUUUUUUUAACCUGUUUGGCUGUUCUUCUGACAGCUUUUGACCUGUUUGGAUAAUCCUCUGUAACAACUGUUGACCUGUUUGGUUGUUCCUCCAACAAUUUUUUUACAUGUUUAGUUGUUUUUUUCCUGCUUGGUUAUUCCUCUUUAACAACUUUUUACCUGUUUGGUUGUUUCACCAACAUUAUUUUUAAAGAUUUAGUUAUUCCUCUUUAACAACUUUUUACCCAUUAAGUUAUUCCUCUUUAACAACGUUUUAACUGUUUGGUCGAUCCUCUUAAACAACUUGUUACCUGUUUGGUUUGGUUAAGUUGUUCCUCUUUAACAACUUUUUACCCGUUUAGUUAUUCCUCUUUAACAACUUUUUACCUGUUAAGUUGCUCCUCUUUAACAACUUUUUACCUGUUAAGUUGUUCCUCUUUAACAACUUUUUACCCGUUAAGUUGUUUCUCUUUAUCAACUUUUUACCCGUUUAGAUAUUCCUCUUUAACAACUUUUUACCUGUUAAGGUGUUCCUCUUUAACAACUUUUUACCCGUUUAGUUAUUCCUCUUUAACAACUUUUUACCCGUUUAGUUAUUCCUCUUUAACAACUUUUUACCCGUUAAGUUGUUCCUCUUUAACAACUUUUUACCCGUUAAGUUGUUCCUCUUUAACAACUUUUUACCUGUUAAGUUGUUCCUCUUUAACAACUUUUUACCCGUUAAGUUGUUUCUCUUUAUCAACUUUUUACCCGUUUAGUUAUUCCUCUUUAACAACUUUUUACCUGUUAAGUUGUUCCUCUUUAACAACUUUUUACCCGUUUAGUUAUUCCUCUUUAACAACUUUUUACCCGUUAAGUUGUUCCUCUUUAACAACUUUUUACCCGUUAAGUUGUUCCUCUUUAACAACUUUUUACCCGUUUAGUUAUUCCUCUUUAACAACUUUUUACCUGUUAAGUUGUUCCUCUUUAACAACUUUUUACCCGUUUAGUUAUUCCUCUUUAACAACUUUUUACCCGUUAAGUUGUUCCUCUUUAACAACUUUUAACCUGUUUGGUCGAUCCUUUUUAAUAACUUUGGUUGUUCCUCUAUAAAAAAUUUUCUACCUGUUUGGUUGUUCCUCUGUAACAACUUGUUACCUGUUAGGCUGGUCCUCUAUGGCCCGUGUUCAAUUAACGUUACCUGACAGUGUUGUUGUUUCUGUGCACUUUAAAGAGGAUUUUUAUUCUCUUUUUUUUUGUUUGCAGGUGUGAAGCGUGAGCACGGAGAGUUUUGACCUGAAGUCUGUUUAAUCUGCAAAUUUACCAAAUGUGAAGUUCCUGUUUGCUCACUCACCGAUGAGGCCAAAGACAUGUAGAGAGGAAGCUUCACUUCUGAAUGCUGCCAGUCUGUAAAAAUAAGCCCCUGUUUUGACAGUUUCCUGCCUUAACACACCCACAGGUGUUUUUAUGGCUCAUAGCUCUGCCCAGGCUUUGUGAACAAGAAGGACGACUUAUCAGCUGAGCUGGUAGCGUGCAUGCUUUCCCAGUGAGCUCACAUAGCUGCUGGGCCAACUCGAGCAAGAACAGCUUAAAUCCAAGUGAGCAGACUCAUUUUGAUUCACCUCCAGGCGGCUCAGUGAGGGGGGAUGACAGCUGUGGUGGGACGGGCGUGGGGGUGGGUGUGCUCCUGGGGCGGCGGCGGCAGUAAAGCUGAGAAUACUCCCACAGUAACAGCUGAGGAGCAGAAGCAGGUCACCCGGACGAAGAAAGGGUGGACGUCUUGGCUCUGGGGUGGAUGGAGACGUCAGAGUGACCACGGCAGCCCAGUGGAGGAGUUCUGGGAGGCCCAGGAGAAACUGCAGCCCAUGGAGAUAGAGGUUGUGCGUGCAGGGAAGCAGGAGCCAGAUCCAAAGCCACAUCAGGUCUCCAGAUGGUGGAGUAAAUUUAUCCCAACCUCCUACCUCCCCUGGCCAAGAAAAACUGAGCCCAGUGGGAUGAAGCGGAGGAAGCGGGAUGGUCGGGGUGGAGAUGAUGUUGACGGGGACUUUUCAGACUAUGGGACACCGCCUCCAUCCCCUACACCCUCCUCUCGUAUAACGUCUCCUUUCCGACUCUUUGUGAACAGCUGGACGCUGGAUAUCCUCCCAGAGCACCACGAGAUCUGCUUCAACUUCCUCCGCCACCUCUUUGACCUGUUUGUGGUUGGAUUCCUGUGGACCGUGUCCCCACCGACCAAGCUGAUCCUAGAGGUCCUGGGGGUGCAUGGCGCUCUGAGGCUGUGGCUCCACGGCAUGGCGAUGUUCUUUGUGUCCACGGUGGGGAUGGCGGGGUUACUCUGGCUGGUUCAGGAGUACCUCCCUCAGUUCGCCCUGAUCUAUGGGAUCAUCCAGGCGCUGGUCAUCUCUGUGAGCGUGCGGCAGAGCGUCCUCCUCGACACGGAGGAGGUGGAGGGGGACCGAGAGACGGAGAAGGAGGAGGAAAAAGUGACUGAUGAUGUGAAAGAGAGAGAACACAAAGAGAAGAGUGUGUCAGCAAAGGACAAGGUGAAGACGAGUUAGACUUCAGGUGAGCUCCAUAUUUUCAUUUCAGUGACAGCUUUCAGUUAUAAAGUCUGACUGAGAGGCAGCAUAAUGAAAACCUGCUGAUCAAGAGGCGCAGCUGAUGACAGACACACACACACGCGCACUCUGACAGGUGGAGCUGCAGCUGUACUUAAGCUUCGAUCUGCUCAGUUUAAACUCUGCUGGUCUGAAUUCACAAAUACAUGAAGCUACUGGAGCUCUGCAGAAGAAAAGGCCCUAAAAAUGACACAGGUAACAGGAUUUUGGCUAAAAACUUCAUAAUCACAAUUUAAAGACCACUGUGAACACUUAAAGUGGAUAAAAAAAAUGAUUGGAGUGGGACUUUAAGAGUUUAGCUGAGUUCAAGCACUUAAGUUCGCACAGUCAGCCACAUUUACCAAACAGACUGAUCCUUGAUGUGACUGCACUUUGGAGCUAAAUCAGGUCAUAAAUAACUGAACAAAAAAGUGGUUUGAGAAUAAUUUCCCAAAUUUUCAAGGAUAAAAAUAAACUUGAAAAUUCACAAAAACUAAGCUGCAAUUUAAUGAGGAAGAAGUAUUUAGAUUUUCAUGGAGAUUAACAUAAAAAUAUAUGAAAAAGUAUGUAAAUGUGAAAAACCAGAAUGAAGAUUUUACAAGAAAAAGGGAAAAUUACAAAAUUAUAAUAAAGGACAAUUAAAUUAAUGGAUAUACUGUUGCAUUUUAAAGUUUGGUUUGGAAAUCAUCCGGUAAACUAUGAGACAAAUUUAGUAAAUAAACAAGAAAAAGUUUUAAUAUAAAAAAAAAAGUCCUGAUUUGAUUUAAAAAAACAUAACAUAUGAAAAUAAACAUGAAAAAUGAAAACCAUGUAAGUUAUAAUUAUAUAUGAAUAAACUUAGCUGGAAUAAAACUAAAGAAUAAAGUUGAACAUUUACAGCUGAGUGUGUUUUUUCAGGAUCAAGUCAUUAAUAAUAAUAAUUACAAUAAUAGUUUGUCAAUGAUUAUAAUAAUAUGUUGACUUAAAUGAGAUGUGAUGAUCCCAGAAGGCCAAACUGCAGCUGGUUUUACUUUAUUUAUUUGUGCAGUUAUAUUUGGGCCUGUCCCACUUUAUUCACAAUAAUAACAAUAACCUUUUAAGACACUGAGAACACCUGACUGAGAGCACCUUUCCUCAGAGCUACUUUGAAUACUUCCUUCCUGGGUGAUGACAGUCAUUUGAAUGCAGCUCUUCCUGGAGUUCUUAUUUAUAAUGUGGAACUUCUAUUUUUACACAGUAUAUGAUCUGAGGUCUUAUUCCACUUGCUUUAAGAGACACGCUAAUAUAGGAGAGGUUUGAGUUUCCUGCAGGAGGGUCUAUAAUUCAGUGUGUGCUCUGCUUGUGCUCUGACAGAUUUAUUUCAAGUUCUUAUUUGUUUUUCAUAAACCUCAAUAGUUCACUGUAUUUAUCCUCAGCCUGUAAACAGUCUGAAUGAACUCCGUGGAAAGCCGCAUUUUAAAGGCUUCUUCGAUCACCUCCAUUAGCUGUUGCUGUGCCUUGAAAACAGGUGUCAGUGUUUCAUUUCUUUAAUAUCAAAGUUUAAAACUCUGAUGUGGUAAAACCUCGAGUUCAGACUGCAUAAUGACUUUUUUAUUAUUUUAACACAGGUUCUAGUUAUUUGUGCAGACCUAUAAAAAGUGCAGUAAAGAUUAAGCAAGUUAAACUCAGAGUUUAAAGAGACAUGAAUGUAAACAUGUUCUCUUUUUAGUCUUAAAUAUGAUUUAUGUGAUAAUGGUGUUCACAGUUGAAACUUAAAGGUAGAGUUUCUGUCACCUGUAGGAUCAGAGAGUGUUUUAUUUAAACGUCAAACAUCCUGAGAAAGUUGAGCAUGUUUCUGUUUGGAUCUAUUCUGCAGUUUCAAGGAUUAUCUGACCUGAAACAGUAGAUUCAUGUCUUUCUAUUGAAGCUGCUUGAAAUAAACCACUCACACUGUGAGACCCUGUUGAAUCUAUUUCCAUCCUGUUACCAUAGAAAAGUCAGUGUGACGUCCUCUGAUUGGUGUGAAACCUCUGACAGAGAGCAGCUCAGAUCCUGUGGGAGUUGAAUAUAAUUCAGUUUAUCAGCCCGAGGCGUGUGAUCCUCUGAUUUAUAAUUAUCUGUCCUCUCUCAGAGAUACAGUCUGUCCUGAUCCUGCACCUUCACACAGACUGACGUAUGUUUAAAGAAGAGAGAAACUGACUCAUAUGAGUCGUGUUUAGAUGAGAGUGAGCUUCUGUAUUUUUCAAUGUUUUUAUGCAUAUACUCACGAUUAGUAAGAUUAGUGGGGUUUUUUUUUCAAACUUAUUUUCACCUCAGUUUUACCCCGCACAUUAAUUCAAAGAAAACCUGUUUCUGUACUGUGUGCAUGGCCUCCAGCUCUGCCUGUCAGCUCCUGUGUCUGAACAGUUUAUCAGCUGUUAGUAUCUUCAAGACGCCCCCUCUUGUUUUCAUCUUUGCUUCUGUUGUAAUAACCCUUUAUGGAUUGGUCUCUUUGGGCUGAAUCAGACGAGAAAAGAAAUGGAAAAUAUAGUAAUAAUUACAGUACUUUACAGUCUCCUGUUAUUCAGCCGGAGCUGCCUCCUCCUGUUUUGAGUCAGAUUCUGGGCCACAUGUGUGUUCUGGCACAGGUUCACUGUAUUUGUAUUUGUAUUUGUUUAUUUAGCACAGAUUAGAAACAGUGCAGGGAGGGAACGAAGCCGAUAGGCUUAUACAAAGUUCCACUCCCAUCAGGACAGAGAAAGCAUAAGGUGCAGACAACUAAGUAACAUAGACAGGUUACACAUGUACAAUGAUUAGGGAAAGGUCAAACAGAUACAAAUUGCCAUAAACGGAACACAGACAAAUCCGCAAACAGUGAUAAAGACAAUAAAGUACUCAUAAAAAGGAAAGAAACAUGAUCAUAACAAAUAAUGAUGUAUUUAAGACAUUUGUUUCUGUGGUUCUUCUGCAUCUGCACCAGCCUGCCCCUUCCCUACUCUAACAGCAUUCAGGCAGCCAAUCAGAGCAGAGCCUCUUCAUUAUGAUGUUGGUCACUGCAUUGUAGGGGUGGGAAUCACUAGUGACCCCCUAUGGAUAAUACAGCGAGUAUUGUAUUACCAUAUAUUGCAAUUUAUACAAUUUUUUCAACUGUUUAACUAAUUUAGUAUUGUCCUCCCUUUAUGUUUGUCUUAUUUAUGCUGUAUUUUAUUUUCAUGUAGCACAUCUUGCAAACCUUGUAUUUGUUGUACUAACUUCUCCUGCUCUAUGAUAUCACCUCUGCCAACCUCACUGGUCAAACAGUUGAUUUUAAUUUUCAAUUAUCAUAGAUUUGACUUCAUAUUAGCCAUUAGUUAGAAAAAAUCAAUACUUGAUAAAUGAGACGAUACGAUGUAUCACCAGACAAAAUAUUGCGAUACUAUUCUGUUUCGAUUUUUUUCUCCCACCUCUACUGCAUGGACAAUGAGGAUCUGUUAUACCCUGCAGUCCUGCAGUCACUUAUCUGUGGAUAAGUAUCAGUGUAGUGAUACUCAGCUGUGUAUCAUGUAUUCUGCUGUCUUAGUAAGAUAUCAGGAGUUUGAGAUGACUUAAAAGAUCUGACAGGAGCAGUUACAGAGACCAGCUUAACUGUUUAAGAGUCUUUCAGUUCUUCUUCAGCUUCUUUUGAAUCUGCAGGUUUAUAUUUAAAGUGCGCAAAAGUAAAUAACAUUUAACUCAGAUUAUUUUACAAUAACAUUUCUGUAUUUUCCCACAUAAAUAAACUAUCCUUGUCUUCUUCACAGAUGCCGAGGCUCUGCAGUCUACUCAGGAGUCCACUAACACCUGCGUCACACCUGUAUGAGCGCUGCGAGUGUGUGAGACCACACAGGGACUUUUACCUGCAGCUGGACUCACCUGUUGUAUUGCACACUUCCUACAAACUGAUAGACAUUGUUCUUGUGUCACUUUAUGUUCAACACUAUAUACCUGCAGUUUCUAUUUUUGUUGUCACCUGAGCGUUGAUUUAAUCACACUGAGGGUUAUGAAUGUGAGAGACAGGUAAUGUUAUGCAGUAUUUAAAGAUUUUCUCUGUUGGUUUACUUUUAUUCUUUCAUGUUGGACUUCUUCUCUGAUCACUAACCGCCGGCUUCCUUUAGUUCAGUCUGGGGGAGAAGAAGUUCAUGGAAACAUAAUCAGAUUAUCAGAUGGAAAAGGCAGAAAUACACAGAAUCAGCAAACCUCUGCUUUUUUCAAGCUACAAAAUGACCCCUGAGACAUUAAAAGAUCUUAUUUUAUUUAAAGAAGAGUUAUAGUUACACGGAAGUGGAGUUGAACUUUCUGCACAGUGUCAUAUUUAAACAGAGAAAGAUAUGCUUGUUUGGAGUCAUUUCAUUUAAAGCUCAUGUAAAGAAGGAGACAUGAGGUUUUGUAGGUUUUCAGCUUUACUUACAGACUGGAAAGUCUAAAUAUUCACCUGCCUGCGUCACAGAUGAAUCCACACAUCCUCUCCCACCCCUGAGUACAUCACAGUGCAGAGCCAUUGCAUGUGUACUGCAUGCAAAGCAGCCUGGUGUGAGUAUCAACCAAGCUACAAGGAAAAGAGGCGAAAUCUCUACAUGCUGAAUGGAGCAAAUGUAUGUUUCUAAUGCUUUCGUAAUGCAUGCAGGAACGGUGGAAAUAUCUGCACAAAAUCAUCAGGUACAGAAAAAUGUGUUCCAGCUGUUGCUAAAUAUUGGACGCAAAGAUCAAAUUUUACACUUUUCAUAACACUAAAAACAUCCAACUGCAAGGUGACUUUAUAGUGUUUGCAAAGAUUAGAUUUCCCUGCAAGAGCACAGGUGAGCCAUGCUUUCCUCAGGUUUGCAGGUCACAUCUUAAAAAUUUCAUUUGGAGGAUGAGAUGAAAAUGUUCUGACCUUUUUUUUUAUUAUAGCACAGGGUUUUGGAUAAAAACUAUCGCUCAGUUAGAAACAGAAAAGUGGAUAUCUGACUUUCUGCAGCUGUAAAAAAGGAGAGAAUCUGAUUGGCUGGUUUGAACUUAGCUAAAAUGUGAUCUUUCUCUUUCUGAGUCAGCCUGAGUCAGCCUGACUCUGUGUGACUCUCAGACUGCAGGCUGAAACAUCUCUCUGUGUUCAGUCUCUCUGAUCAUUCCUGAAGACUUUGGAUCUCCGAAGUAAAUAUGGGACCUUUUUUUUUAAAUUUUCAAAGCUAUAUAUCCAAUCAGGAGAGGUUUGACUGUGAUGGUCUCUGCAGCACAGUCAGAUCCCACCUCGUUCGUUUCUGAGCUGUGAACCUGAUAACCUCAGAGGUCAAGAAAGUCACACACAGCCCAAUGAAAACAAAAGUGUCUUUGCUCCAAACUGUGAGGAGUGAUGUUGAUACUGAGCCGUUAUCGGAGGUGAAGAGGUGUGGAGUAAAACCACUGCUUUGCUCUUUAAUGUGUCACUGUUACAGGAAAUUUUUGUUAAAUGAUGUUUCAGACUUCCUGGAGUCUUUCUUCAACCUGAACUUUAAGAGCAUGUUUCUUCUACCUGAAUGUUUUUCCAGUGUGGAGUUUUAAACGUGAGCCCAGAAAGUUAUUCUAGGGCUGUUUUCUCAUCCAUAGACUACAAACCACAGCAUCAGUCUGCUCACGCAGUCUAAUACUGAUCAUGUGACAGGAGGAGAGUUGGUCACUUUGUUGAACAGACUGAUGGGAUCGUGCCUUCAAAGGAGCAAAAAUCAGGAUGCCUAGGAGGAGGAGGAGGGACCAGCUUCCACUGCAGAUUUGAUGGUUUACACACCUGUCAAUCAAAUGGACAAUCACACUACAAAGUCAAGUUAAAGAAAGCCAUCAGAGAUCCUGAACCCAGCAGAGACUCUUCACAGUCAAAUGUGUGUUUUAAGACAAGUUAAAAAAAAAAAAAGUUUGAUAUUUGGUUGGACAAGCAUCAAUCAGCCUCUGAGGACAGGACCUCAGCCUCUGGGGGCGGGGCUUCAGCCUCUGCAUAUUUCUCAUGGUUCAUUAAAUGUUCAUGAAUCUGUUUUAUAUUUUAAUAUUUAGUCUGAACUGAAAGGUGGACUGAGACUCCUCUCCCUCACAAACACCAUUGUUGGCGCGCGUUGUGUUUAGAGAUUGUAACACCAGCAACAGAUAUUAUCUCCAUGUUUCUGUGCCAUCAUGUUGCUUGUUUGAAUCUUUAUAGGGAAUGUUAACCUCACUCUGAUGUGUUUGUAUGGGUUUUUACCUCCUUGUUAUGCUUCAGAGUUAACGGCACAAAAUAAAACACCCAACACCAAA